AUGCAAAGUUGGCAUACCUGUCAAGAAAUUGUGAUACAACGCCGCGUCGAUGGUUCAGAGAAUUUCUAUCGUCCCUGGUUGGAUUAUAAACGUGGUUUUGGCAAUCGGAGUAGAGAAUUUUUCAUUGGUUUGGACACCAUCAAUUAUUUAACCAACAAUCGUCCUAAUCAAUUGUUGGUCGUAAUGGAAGAUUGGCAGGGCGAUCGACGUUAUGCCCACUAUAGUCUAAUAAUUGUGGGUAACGAAGCGGAGAAUUACAGAUUGAAACAAUUGGGUAAAUAUAGCGGAUCGGCGGGAGAUUCAUUAACCUAUUCAUUGGGAUACAAUUUCACCACCCACGAUCGUGACAAUGAUAUAGCUGUGGAAAAUUGUGCUGUACGUUAUACGGGUGCCUGGUGGUACAGAGAUUGUCAUCAAGCCAAUCCUAAUGGUCUCUAUGGAAAUUUAGAAUUUGGCAAAGGCAUUAACUGUUGGCAUACCUGUCAGGAGAUUGUGAUACAACGGCGCAUAGAUGGUUCAGAGAAUUUCUAUCGUCCUUGGAUGGAUUAUAAACGUGGUUUUGGCAAUCGCAGUAGAGAAUUUUUCAUUGGUUUGGACACCAUCAAUUAUUUAACCAACAAUCGUCCUAAUCAGUUGUUGGUCGUAAUGGAAGAUUGGCAGGGUGAUCGACGUUAUGCCCACUAUAGUUUAAUUAUUGUGGGUAACGAAGCGGAGAAUUACAGAUUGAAACAAUUAGGAAAUUAUAGCGGAUCAGCGGGAGAUUCAUUGACCUAUUCAUUGGGACAAAAUUUCACCACCCAUGAUCGUAACAACGAUAUAUGGGUGGAAAAUUGUGCUGUUCGCUAUACGGGUGCCUGGUGGCACAGAGAUUGUCAUCAAUCGUAA
Messenger RNA from Musca vetustissima, 885 nucleotides. Its product is annotated as ficolin-1-like. NCBI's taxonomy places the organism in Eukaryota, Metazoa, Arthropoda, Insecta, Diptera, Muscidae. The record is from RefSeq and is a predicted model, not a curated record. The transcript has 3 exons. Bases 1 to 885 code for a protein of 294 amino acids.